UGCGCACAAGAAAGAGUCCUUGGAUGCACCGUCUGCUCUAGGUUAAGUGGGCGAAUGUCAAAAUGCAGAGUUGGAACCAACUAUAUCGCACCCUGGCAAAGCGGGGUUCACAUCUCCCAUGCAAACUCCAUCAAACAACUGCUUUGUCUGUAAGGACAUAUGCUGACAAGGCCCAGAUUGAAGCUGAUGUAACAGUUGUGGGUUCGGGACCUGGAGGUUAUGUUGCUGCAAUUAAGGCAGCACAGCUUGGUUUCAAGACAGUAUGUGUGGAGAAGAAUGCCACCCUUGGGGGAACCUGCUUGAAUGUCGGCUGCAUACCAUCUAAGGCGCUCUUGAACAAUUCUUACCUCUAUCAUCUUGCACAUGGAAAGGACUUUGAAAACAGGGGCAUUGAAAUUUCAGGGAUAUCACUAAACCUGGAGAAGAUGAUGGCCCAGAAGAGUGGGGCAGUCAAAGCUCUGACAGGAGGCAUCGCACACUUAUUUAAACAGAACAAAGUGACACAUGUCAGUGGCUUUGGAACCAUCACUGGGAAGAACCAGGUCACAGCAAAACUCGGUGAUGGCACUGAGCAAGUCAUCAACAGCAAGAACAUACUGAUUGCCACUGGAUCAGAAGUCACACCUUUCCCUGGGAUUCAGAUUGAUGAGGAAACUGUCGUGUCCUCCACGGGAGCACUCAGCCUGAAGAAGGUUCCACAAAACCUGAUUGUGAUCGGAGCAGGAGUCAUCGGAGUGGAGCUGGGUUCUGUAUGGCAGCGAUUGGGAGCUAAAGUGACCGCCGUCGAGUUCCUUGGCCAUGUUGGAGGAAUGGGCAUCGACAUGGAGAUGUCCAAGAACUUCCAGCGCAUCCUUCAGAAGCAGGGCAUGAAGUUCAAACUAGGCACAAAGGUCAUGGGAGCGACCAGAAGAGCAGACGGACAGAUUGAUGUUGCGGUUGAAGCCGCAGCUGGUGGCAAAAAUGAGACGCUGACCUGCGACGUCCUGCUGGUGUGCAUCGGCCGCCGGCCCUUCACCCAGAACCUGGGGCUGGAGUCUGUGGGCAUUGAGCUGGACAACAGAGGCAGGAUCCCGGUCAACAACCGCUUCCAGAGCAAAGUCCCCAGUAUCUUUGCCAUUGGUGACGUGGUGGCCGGGCCCAUGCUUGCCCACAAGGCAGAGGACGAGGGCAUAAUCUGUGUGGAGGGCAUGGCGGGUGGCGCAGUGCACAUCGAUUACAACUGUGUGCCCUCGGUCAUCUACACACACCCUGAGGUGGCAUGGGUGGGCAAGACCGAGGAGCAGCUCAAGGAGGAGGGCGUCCCAUAUAAGGUUGGCAAAUUCCCCUUUGCGGCAAACAGCAGAGCCAAGACCAAUGCAGACACUGACGGACUGGUGAAGAUUCUGAGCCAUAAGGAGACGGACAGGAUGUUGGGCUCUCACAUCCUGGGAACGGGCGCAGGAGAGAUGAUCAAUGAAGCAACGUUAGCAAUGGAAUAUGGAGCAUCGUGUGAGGAUGUGGCCAGAGUCUGCCACGCCCAUCCUACUGUGUCAGAGGCCUUCAGAGAAGCCAACCUUGCAGCUUCAUUUGGGAAAGCCAUCAACUUCUAGGCCCCCAUGUGAUCCCAUGCACUGUACAUAAAUGUCUGCUGCUCAGCCAGCUUGGAACUGUCCACACGCACACUCUGGAAGCCCUUACCCCCCGCUGGUCAAGACUUUCCCCACAUCCAUACAUACCAUGAAGGUGUACGUUGUAUAACAUUUAGUAUAUUAUUAUUUAAUACAUGUUUUAAUAAAGGGGUUUGGGUAAAAAAAAAAAAAGAAA
Messenger RNA from Sardina pilchardus (European sardine), 1803 nucleotides. It is a transcript of the gene dldh, whose product is annotated as dihydrolipoamide dehydrogenase. Gene Ontology annotation, molecular function: dihydrolipoyl dehydrogenase (NADH) activity; flavin adenine dinucleotide binding. The record is from RefSeq and is a predicted model, not a curated record. Bases 63 to 1589 code for a protein of 508 amino acids. Gene Ontology annotation, cellular component: oxoglutarate dehydrogenase complex; mitochondrion. NCBI's taxonomy places the organism in Eukaryota, Metazoa, Chordata, Actinopteri, Clupeiformes, Clupeidae. The transcript is spliced from 14 exons.